This is a messenger RNA of Ambispora leptoticha, 1032 nucleotides long. The record is from the annotation of a GenBank genome assembly. Lineage: Eukaryota; Fungi; Glomeromycota; Glomeromycetes; Archaeosporales; Ambisporaceae.
AUGAGUAACAAUUUUGAGCGUAUGAUGCAAGUUGUCAACGGAUACAAGAAACUUGCGGAAGAACAUAAUUGGAAAAAUUCAGAUCAAUCCAUAUUUCCAAUUUCCAAUAAAAAUAUAAAGAAAUUUAUGGAAUAUAAAGGAAAAACUUGUAGUGAAACGAGUAUUAAAUGGUACUGUGAUUUUCUAUAUAAGUAUGAAAUAGAUAUGUUGCCAAAUUCCGUGAGAGGCGCGAAGUCAAAUGUUGAUAUUGAUAAUAAUGAUAUGAAUGAAGAAAGAAGCAGCAACAAAAAGCAUGUCGACAACAACGAUAGCAACAGCAAAAAACGUAAUGAUACUCUAAAAACAAAAGAAACGAGUGAAUUAAUUGUAAUUGAAGAUAGUGAAACAUCUGUAGAAGAGGAGGAUCCAAUUGUUAUUCCAAGUGAUGAUGACGAUGCCACCGAUUUCGAUAAGUUGUCCAUUACUUAUAUCGAAGAUAGCAGUAAAGGAAAAAGUAAAGAAAAAGAAGCAGAAAGUGCACCACCAGCAUUUAAUUGCUCCUCAAAUAUGCAGACAAUAGCCAAUGCCGUAAAAGACCUUUCCGCUAAAGGAAAAGUUCCAUUAAAACGGAGUUUUAAAAAUUUUGAGACUUCGUCUUCUUCUAAAACAAGAUUUAAAGAAGUUUCUGGUAAUUUGAGUUUGCAUUCAAUUUGCUGGCGAGGGGAAAAAUGUGUUGAAAAAACAAAUCAAUCUUUUCAAACCAGGAUCAUUCAACAAGGCAAUUUAAUUUUGUUAAACACGGGGAUGAUGCCAACUUCAAAUUUCAAGGAUCGAUUCCUCUCAAGCCGUGCAACCAUUAAUUCGCUGCACGUAGGAAAAUGUCAUUAUCAUCCAGCUGGUUGCUUCAUAUUUGAUGAAACACAUCAUUUAGUUUUAACCAAGAUCAUGAUCGAUCACUGGGCGAAGCUUUGUGCUUCGGGCGAUGAUUGUGACGAAGAAAGACUUCCAAAAGCCGAAGAAUUGCGCGAAUUUUCUAUUGACUCUGCUCGCUAG